AGACUCAGGUGAGUCCACCCAUAGGAAUAACUUUGAAAAAAAUCACCUUUUGAAAGUCCCCCAAUUUAUCUGAAUGACAUAGACUACGUUUCGGCUAUAAAAACUCUUGUUACAUUGUCAAUCAUCACACUACACACGGCCUAACCCAGCAGCUGCAUAGAAGUCCUAGCCAACUAAAGGAAAACUCAUCCAAAGUCACAACAAUGAAGUUAACCAUGAUCCUAAGUGUGCUAGUUGUGCUGGCAUCCUUGGCCCUGGCACAGCCUGUAACGCCAGAGCCAAUAGAGCUCAAGGAUCUAGAGCCGACCGACGGACGGGCUGCUCAGGAAGUGGAUCAAGCAGAGACCGACUCCGAAGGGCCAUCAGACGUAGAGGCAGCUGUUGCCCAACUCUUACGCCAGGAGGAGGCACAGGAUGUGGCGGCAACCGAGUCACACAGCCGCCAGAAACGCGCCGCCUGUCGUUGCUACAGACGUGCUCGCAAUACUAUCGUAUGCUAUUGCCGAUAGAGGGCGUCUUUAUAGUAAACCAAUUACUCACAUAAAUAUAUCAAUAUUAAA
This is a messenger RNA of Drosophila montana, 560 nucleotides long. RefSeq lists its product as uncharacterized. Lineage: Eukaryota; Metazoa; Arthropoda; Insecta; Diptera; Drosophilidae. Bases 204 to 509 code for a protein of 101 amino acids. The record is from RefSeq and is a predicted model, not a curated record. The transcript has a single exon.